AUGUCUUCUCCGGACGUGGCGAGGAGCUCCCCAGGAGGGAGCCGGGAGAUGGCCCCCACGCCGCGGAGCCGGGGCCGGUUCUGGGAAGUGGGCAGCGGCAACCGGCUGGAGCGCGCGGCGGCGGAGUCGGAUCGCUGGGAGCUGCUGCUCCGCCGCGGCGAGCUGCUGGCGCUGGGCGGCCACCUGAAGGGAGCGCUGGAGGCGUACGCGGCGGCGCUGCGCCGCGGGGCCCCGGUCAGGCCCGAGUGCCUCGGCACCCUGGUGGACUGCCUGGUGCUCAACUACCGGCUCCGCCACGGGCUGGGCUGGAGCGCGACCCUGGCAGCGGGCGCAGACCUCGGUGCCGGCGGGCUGCUCAGCUGCCUGGGCUGCCGGGGCUUCCUGAGUGAGCCGGUGACCGUGCCCUGUGGCCACAGCUACUGCCGUCGCUGCCUGCGGAGAGAGCUCCGUGCCCGCUGCCGCCUCUGCCGGGACCGGCUGCCGCCUGCCGCCGCCACUGAUGCUGAGGGCACCACCCCGCGGCCGCCGCCACUGGCCGCCGCCAUCGCCGCCUCGGGCUUCAGAACCAGCGUCGUCCUCAACCACCUGGCCGAGAAGUGGUUCCCGGGCCAGCGGGAGCGAGCCCGCGCGGCUGGCCGGCUCGGGGAGCUGCUGCACCAGGGGCGCUACCGGGAGGCCCUGGCCGCCGCCUGCGAGGCGCUGCGAGCAGAGCCCAGUGAUGUGACUCUAAAAAUUUACCGAGCGGAAUCAUAUGCUGGUCUCCAAGAGUUUAAAGCCGCCAUAGAAGAUUUAAAUGCAGUCCUCUUUCAACUGCCAAAUUGGCCUGAGGUCUACUUCAGGAAAGGAAAAGUACUCCAGGAUGCUGGUUUUUUAGGUGAUGCCUUACAGCUCUUUCUUCAGUGCUUAGCUCUGGAUGAGGAUUUUGCACCUGCAAAGCUAGAAGUGGAAAAGAUUUUAUGUGAUUUAUUAUCACCUGAGAACUUAAAAGAAGGCCUGAAGGACUCUUCCUGGAGCUCAUUGCCAUGUAGUAAAAACAAACAUUUUGGUUUUCCUUCAGUAAUGGAAGAGUCUCAUUCUGCCAGCGAGCUUAGUCCAGAGCAGAACGAAGAAGUACCAGAGGUCACGUCCGAGCUUAUCAGAGGAAGCUUAAACCGCACUUGGUCAGCACAGGCUAUAAAUUCAACAGAAAUGCCUGCCAGAGAGGACUGUUUAAAAAGAGUGUCCUCGGAGCCUUUACUCUCUGUUCAAGAAAAAGGUGCUCUGCUGAAAAGAAAGUUGUCUCUUUUAGACCAGGAUGUGAUUGUAGAUGAAGAUGGAAGAAACAAGCUUAAAAAACAAGGAGAAACUCGUAAUGAAGUCUGUACAUUUUCAUUAACUUCUGGUGACAUCCCAGAAGAAUUAAUCGAUGUCUCAGAUUUUGAGUGUUCUCUAUGCAUGAGGUUGUUUUUUGAGCCAGUAACAACCCCUUGUGGACACUCAUUCUGUAAGAAUUGCCUUGAGCGUUGUUUAGAUCAUACACCAUAUUGUCCUCUUUGCAAAGAAAGCUUAAAAGAGUAUCUAGCAGAUAGGAGGUACUGUGUCACACAGCUGUUGGAAGAAUUGAUAGUGAAGUAUCUGCCUGAUGAGCUGUCUGAGAGAAAAAAAAUAUAUGAUGAAGAAACUGCUGAGCUCUCACACUUGACCAAGAAUGUUCCAAUAUUUGUUUGCACUAUGGCCUACCCCACUGUGCCUUGCCCUCUUCAUGUGUUUGAGCCAAGAUACAGAUUGAUGAUUCGAAGAAGUAUGCAAACUGGGACUAAGCAAUUUGGAAUGUGUGUCAGUGACACACAAAAUAGUUUUGCAGAUUAUGGUUGUAUGUUACAAAUUAGGAAUGUACAUUUCUUACCUGAUGGAAGGUCUGUGGUUGAUACCGUUGGAGGAAAACGGUUUAGAGUUUUAAAAAGGGGAAUGAAAGAUGGAUAUUGCACUGCAGACAUUGAAUAUCUGGAAGAUGUGAAGGUUGAGAAUGAAGAGGAGAUCAAGAACCUCAGACAGCUUCAUGAUCUGGUCUACUCACAAGCCUGCAGCUGGUUUCAGAAUUUAAGAGACAGAUUUCGAAGCCAAAUUCUUCAGCACUUUGGCUCAAUGCCUGGGAGGGAGGAGAACCUUCAGGCAACCCCUAACGGACCGGCUUGGUGUUGGUGGCUCCUGGCCGUUCUCCCUGUAGAUCCCCGAUACCAGCUGUCUGUCUUGUCGAUGAAGUCUUUGAAAGAACGGUUGACAAAGAUACAGCAUAUACUGACCUAUUUUUCUAGAGACCAAUCUAAGUAAACUGACUGCUUGGAUCUUCCUUUAAAGUUACCCUGAUCUGGCUGUGCCGACGGCCGGGUUGUCUGCUGCCUUUUGCACAUCCAGUGCUGGUUUGAGAAAUGUAAGGAAACCUUUUUUUUUUUUUUUUUUCCCCUUCCUUCAACCUCCUGAAUCAUGUGGUUCUGCAAAUCAAUACCUUCAAGUAGGACGGAGACCACUAAGAACUUGCACAGAAAAACACGCACUGAAUGUGUGUCAGACCUCUACAUUGUCAUGAAGUUGCACUAUGUACCAUAUUCUAAAACGAAGCGAGACCCGUGUGUAUGUGGGGUGUGUGUGUGUGUGUGUGUGUGUGUGUGUGCGC
This is a messenger RNA of Enhydra lutris kenyoni (northern sea otter), 2653 nucleotides long. Its product is annotated as LON peptidase N-terminal domain and ring finger 1. The transcript is spliced from 12 exons. Gene Ontology annotation, molecular function: protein binding; metal ion binding. The record is from RefSeq and is a predicted model, not a curated record. NCBI's taxonomy places the organism in Eukaryota, Metazoa, Chordata, Mammalia, Carnivora, Mustelidae. The coding region runs from base 1 to 2310 and encodes 769 amino acids.